Molecule: messenger RNA, 2004 nt
Organism: Candidozyma auris
Lineage: Eukaryota; Fungi; Ascomycota; Pichiomycetes; Serinales; Metschnikowiaceae
Product: alpha/beta hydrolase
Exons: 1
Coding region: 1-2004 (667 amino acids)
Biological process (GO): lipid metabolic process
Molecular function (GO): triacylglycerol lipase activity
Source: RefSeq, a predicted model, not a curated record
AUGCUCAAACCAAAGCAGAAGACGGUGACGUCAGAAAGCACUCCAGGCUCACCUGAGCCAGACGCUUCUAGCCCAGAUGUCCUCAGUCACGAUGUGAGUCCGGAAAGCGAGCUGGACAUCGAAGAAUAUACUCCCGAGGAUGGUGUGGAUCAGGCACAGAUCAGCAGGCACUACACCAAAGAAGAUGCCAAUUCGUUGGUUGGUGGCCAGACCGUGGAGCCUGCGACAGCAAAGAAGGGGGAGAAGCUGUUUCAGGGCGAAGCAAAGGUGUUCUCGUUCUCGUUGCCUUUUGGUGGGGGGCUCUCGCUGCUCACUUCUAACUUCAGGCUACCGUUUGGCAACAACAACAAGGACGAUCCCGAGCUUGAGCAGAUCAGGUUGCGUUUGCAGAGGCAGGACUCCGUGCUGACGGUGGAUGAGGCGAAGUUCUUCUCGCACUUCAAGGGCACUGACGAUGUCCGUUUUAGAGCAGUCAAGGCUUCCAUCAAGGAGAAUAUCUCUGAGUUUUUGCCAGACUUCAUCCAUGCUAAGAAAGAGAAGAGGGAGAAACCUUACGAUGCCAUCUUCAACACAAUUGACGGGCCAAUUGUCGUCAUGGGCGGGUACAGAGGGUCUAUCCUCAGAGACGCAAAGACCCACAAGAGAGUGUGGAUUCCUUUGAAAGCAGGGUUCAAUUUGCGGAAAAUCGAUCUUCUUUUGGGUCCCAAGCUUGAAGAUGAGCUUCGUGCCACCGAUUUGAUCUACCCUGAUGGCGUCUUAAAGAAUGUCGGGCCCAUAGAUAUCUGUAAGCGACUCAUCAAACGUUUAGACAAUAACCCCAAAACUGUGGUGAAAGAGUUCGGCUACGACUGGAGGCUUGAUCUUCAUCAAACGAGCGAUCAGCUUGUGGAGUUUUUGACCAAGCUCAAAAAGGAAACGGGUAAGCCUGCCAUUGUGAUCGCCCACUCAAUGGGUGGUUUGGUUGUUCACGGCGCCUUAAAUAAGAAUCCGGAUUUGUUCAGAGGAAUCAUCGACGUUGGCGUGCCUAGUGAAUGUCUUAACAUCUUGGGCCCUAUUAGGUACGGCGAUUCCAUCUUGCUCUCAGACAAAAUCUUAACAUUUGAGACCAAUUUCAUGAUGCGUUCAUCCUUCGUUUUCUUGCCAUUAUCUGGCCGUGUUUUCGCUAAUAAGGAAACGGGUGAGUGGUACGAUCUAGACUACUUUGAUCCGGAGACGUGGGUCAAAUUCAACUUGAAUCCCCUCGUUUCUGAGUCGAGAAGAAUCCAGGAGCAAGGAUGUGCCGAGACGCCCCAGCAGUCUAUCGAUACCCUUGUUCAGGAUUCUGUGGGCUCGCCCAAGCUGAGCUCAUUUUUAAAAUCCCCCACAGAACCCGAUAACUCUUCCGGAUCUACCCUUAGUGCAUUAAGUAAGAUCAAACUUUCAAGGCCGAAAAGCAUCAGCCGUAAGAACAAACCGCCUACGCUUACAAACGCUCAGAUGCAAAGGAAGUUCAAAUCGUCACCAGCGAGCCCAGCAUCUCCUUCACCUUCCCAUGAAGACCUCUUUCAAGACUACCAAUUUUCGUUUACAUUCUCAGAGGCUUACGAUUACUUAAAGCGAGUUCUCAAAAGCGCCAAGGAAUAUGUAUUGAAUCUUGAAUAUCGGGAAGAUUUGAAAAGGCGUUAUCCUCCCAUGGCCGUUGUUUAUGGCAACAAGAUCCCCUCAUUAAGAGGCUCCCAUGUUAGAAGUCUUCAGGACAUCAAGGAUGGUAAUUACUACGACUUCUUCUAUGGGCGAGGUGACGGCGUAGUACACCAGCGAUGGCUCAUGCCUGAAGACAAAGGGUUCACUUUCUACGACCCUGAGACCAAAGAGGGACAGAUUGUCGGCAAAUUUGAGUCAGAUGCUGGCCAUGUGAACUUGAUGGCUGACCAUAAAGCAAUGGGUCUCGCCUUGGAUGCUAUAGUGAGAGCAGAGAGGUUUUGGGUAAGAGACACGCCGGCGGAAAAGCCAGAUAUCGCUUAA